UGGAGAAGUCAUUUUAUCUUCCUCACUGCCCCCCUUAAGAUAUUCUUCCUAGAGAGUGGACAGUAAAGACUAGCUGCUGUUGUUGGGUUUUCUAAUUUUUUUUAAUAAAUUCCUUUUUUAAAUUAAUCUAUAAACUCAUCUCACACAAAACCACUUUCCUUUAGGACAUCAGUUCUCGAAUUCCCAGAUCAGCUUUCCUUUUUUCUUUUAAUUAAUAAAAUUGUAAAUCCAGGUCAACGAGGAAUUUCGGUUCUAAUGAUGUCAAUUCCUUCACCUACUCGUAUGGGUACCCCUCCUCAUAUGCCUACUGCUUCUUCAAUCCAUGAAACUCGUUCUGAUAUGGAUAGUCCUCUUCAUAUUGAUCUUCACCAAGAUCUCUUCCCAGAUUACUAUGGUGGACCGGCUUCCAUUCCGUCUAUUCCGAAAGAAGAGCCUUCGAGGAACGAUUUUCCGAAUGGAGAUAAUGGUUUUCCUCCUGUAAUUAAAGAGAACGAUUUCCCUACUCCACCGGUUCCGCCGUGUACUUCCGGCGAAGGAUUACCUUAUGCUCCUAGGGAUUGGCCAAACCCUGGUGAUGUUUGGAGCUGGAGAGUGGGGAGGAGGGUUAACAAUGCUGGGUUUUAUAGUGAUAGAUUUAUCAAUGUUCCGAAAAGUCUUCGGUUUCCAAACAGUCCGAAAAUGUUUGCAAGCAAGCCAACGCUUGAACGUUUUAUCUUAUCACAUUUCCCGACUGCAGAUGUUAAUGCGUUUUUUGCUUCGUUUGUUUGGAAGAUCCCUGCAACUUUGGAACCUCCUGCCAAAGUGACACCAGUAGCGGUUGGAAUCGAGGAGGCUAAAAAAGAAAGUAAUUUGGAGGAUGCUAAAAUCGAAAGUAACAAAAAGACUCCCCGUAGCAGCCAGAGGAAGAGGAAUCCCCCGCCUAAGCCUCUCACUCCCAGCAAUGGUCAAAAGAAGCAGAAGACAAGUAAAGGAUCAGGAUCAGCAUCAGCCAAAGGAUCAGCAUCAGCCACAGCUAAGCGACAACCAACUCGGCAGCGUGUUAAAACUCCUGCCCCACCCCCACCGGAAACCGAAGAUAGAAAUGGCAGUCUUGAACUAUCUUUCUUAGAUGAUGAAACAACAAGAGCGGAAUUCGACAACUAUCUCAAUGCAUUGGAUGACAUGCUCACUCAGCCUUUGCCUGAAGAACCGUUUUCCCAUCCUGUGUUGUAUAACUACUUUGCUGCAGAAAGCGAAAUGGCUGAAGCUCGAAUGAAACUGUCUUCAUUUCUUGACAUGGAUUUCCCUUCGUUGAUUUGCUUCAAAGACCUCGAUGAACUCACAAGUUUAGCAUCUAAACUUCGGAAAGAUCCAACCCUUACUGCUGAACAACUUGUGAAGUUGAAGUUGAUAGAAGAGAUCCCGUCAUUUUGUGAGGUUUUUCUCGAGAACAGGGAAAUAAUGGAACAGGCUGACAAAUUCUUUACAACCCUUCAGCUCAAUAAGACCAAGGUCACUUCACUCAAGCAAGAAUACAGCGAGUUAAGACAGCAAGUAACAAGCCUGCAGUCGGAAGUAGAAGCCAACACAUUGACAGUACAAGAAAUCGACAAUCAAAUAGCGCAACUGAAAUCCCAUCGCGCACAGCUCACUAGAUUGAUAGAAAACAAGAAGAAAGACAAGGAGGAGUUAACGUACAAUCAAAAGUUGGUGGCGAACUCCAUUCCCAAAGUCGUACACGAAGUUCAGCUCGCUAAUGCCAGGAAACCAGAAUGGGAGAUAAAGAAAGAGAAUGCAGACAAACGCGAAGCUGAAAUACUUGCUAAAUUUGCUCCUCUAAAAGGGUUUUCCCUUUGAAAAAUAUCAAUCUUCCCCGAAUCAAAUUCUCUGCUAAAGAGCUAAUAAACUAAAACACAGUAGUUAUGGGACUAAUCUUUUAGUUUUAUCUCUAUAACAGCAGGAACUGAGGCUGCUAUUUGCUGCGUCUGCAUUGCUUAUCUUUCUAUUGUUCUUGUGUGUGUGUGCCUUGAAUGCUAUUAAAAAUGCCAUAGCAUUAUCUAUAGGUAGGUAUCCUUGUAAUUUAUCUGAAGGUCUUUAAUGGUGAAAGAUGCCGUGGCAGUAGCAUUAUCUAA
Molecule: messenger RNA, 2111 nt
Organism: Gossypium arboreum
Lineage: Eukaryota; Viridiplantae; Streptophyta; Magnoliopsida; Malvales; Malvaceae
Exons: 5
Coding region: 256-1836 (526 amino acids)
Source: RefSeq, a predicted model, not a curated record